Molecule: messenger RNA, 11238 nt
Organism: Solenopsis invicta (red fire ant)
Lineage: Eukaryota; Metazoa; Arthropoda; Insecta; Hymenoptera; Formicidae
Gene: Alh
Product: protein AF-10
Exons: 13
Coding region: 1-3114 (1037 amino acids)
Biological process (GO): regulation of transcription by RNA polymerase II
Cellular component (GO): nucleus
Molecular function (GO): histone binding; nucleosome binding
Source: RefSeq, a predicted model, not a curated record
AUGAAGGAGAUGCUCGGAGGGUGCUGCGUGUGUUCUGAUGAGAGGGGCUGGACCGAGAAUCCGCUGGUGUAUUGCGAUGGACAGGGCUGCACUGUUGCUGUGCACCAAGCAUGCUAUGGUAUUGUCACUGUGCCAACAGGGCCAUGGUACUGCAGGAAAUGUGAAUCACAGGAACGUAGUGCUCGAGUGCGCUGUGAGUUAUGCCCGAGUCGGGAUGGAGCUCUUAAGAGGACAAAUCAGGCUGGAUGGGCGCACGUUGUAUGCGCUCUCUAUAUUCCUGAAGUUCGGUUCGGUAACGUGACCACAAUGGAACCGAUUAUAUUGGAGCUUGUUCCCUCGGAGAGAUUUAGCAAAACAUGUUACAUCUGUGAGGAGCAAGGUAGAGGUAGCAGAGCAAACGUGGGAGCCUGCAUGCAGUGUAACAAAACAGGCUGCAGGCAGCAAUUUCAUGUUACCUGUGCACAAGCUCUGGGCUUGCUCUGUGAAGAAGCUGGAAAUUACCUCGACAAUGUGAAAUAUUGCGGUUACUGCCAGCAUCACUAUUCGAAAUUGAAAAAGGGUGGUAAUGUGAAAACAAUACCACCGUACAAACCGAUACCUGCCGACAACGGUUCAUCAGAUUCAUCGCCGGAGAAAGAAGCGGAAACGCCAAUAAAGACAAGUGGCAAGCGUAAGAGCUCGAGUUCCAAGUCCAGCGCGAAUUCUAAAAGUAAAUCGAAUGCUAGUCCCAGUUUAGAAAUAAAUGGCGUAGCGGAUGACAAGAGUGGUAACAGCGGUCGCAACACGCCCAAGGACAAUUCCACUAGCUCCAGCAAAUUCACGACCUCCAACUUCGUCGAGACCAUCGUUACACAAUCGGAGAGUGUGUUUGGACACGACGGUAGCGGCACGGUCACCACUGUCACCACGACAAUGACUGCUUCCACGAUAAAGACAAACGCUGGCAAUUCCAAUGCGACGCACAAGAACGUUGGAGGUCAGGGAAAGUCUAAUUCGUCGGCCUCCAACAAGACGUCGAGCCACAGUAAGAAAAGGAAGACUGGAGCGCGUACUCCGACUGUAAUAGGAAAUGAAAAUUCGAAUCAAUCGGCCAGCUCGGAGGCCAGCGGCUCGGUCGUGAUGGCAGUCAGCUCUGUGGUGCAACAACAGACCGUCCCAAGUAACAACGUGCAACCAACAAUCACUGAAGCCACUAGCUUAAGCAUAACGACAGAACCGGAAAAGUCAAAGAAGCUAAAAGUUGAGAGUCCGAUUCAGUCGUCGUUGAACACACAAGUAGCCCCAGAGGUGACCACCACGCCUGUGAUAAUGGCGGUGACGCAAUCACAAUCUUCGGUCGUAACCCAGUCGCCGACGACUACGUCGAACAGCAUCGUCGUGUCUGUGCCGUUGAUCGCUACCUCGCUCGCCGGCGCCACGGUCCAGAGCGUGGUGACGAGCGCGCCGACUAUGUAUCAACAGCUACAACAGAGCAUAAUCACCACGGCCGCCAACACCGAGCCGCGGUCAAGCGCGAUACCGAGUACCGAGAGGUUUGCCACUGGGGACGCGCCGAUAAAACGAUCUCGUUCCCAGUCAUCGGACAAGCAGGAGAAACCUCGCAAGCCAAAGCGCGGCUCAUCUGCCAACAGCCAACAAUCACUGCCACAGUCGCAAACUACAGCCUCAUCGAUCGUAACCUCUGUAUCCAGCACCGCGGUCGUGACGACGUCCAAGAGGGGCGCGAGGAACAAUCAUCAGACUCCGCCGCCUGCCGCCACGGUGGCCCCGGUGCCGUCAAUCAUUCAGGGCCCUGCAUCCGCUACUGUCGGCCAUUUCAGUAGCAUCGGCGGCGGCGGCGGCGGUCUAGGCUCUGUGAACAUCAUGGGACCGACCGUCAAGGAGUCGCCGCCCAGCAGUCCUGGAUCAGAGAGUAUGAGCAGCAGCACGGGUAAACGAAAGAGAAAAGCUGCCGCGUCCACGCCCAUUCCGUCUGCAUCGACCACACCGACCGCUAUUGCUAACGCCACAAUAAAAGAAGAAAAUAAUGUGAAAUUAUUUCAAAAUGGAGUCAGUGCACCGCACAUGUUGGGAAAUCAAUUGAAUCCCACUUCGACAAUGGCACAGAAGAUGUCGGACACACUUUCACAAGAGCUUGAGGCCCAUUCUAUUUUUACAGAGGCGAGUAACUCCAAUACAAGCUUGAUCGGACCACAGCUGCACAGUCGAGUAAUAGCAUCUAUACGAUCUAGCCAAUCAGGCGUGCCACCCACUUCGUUCUCUUCAGUCUUCUCCACGAACAGUGGUGGCAUAGGUCUCAGUACAGCCAGUACUAGCGGGACUUUGACGAGCGGAGCAGUUCCGCAAACUCUCGAUCAGCUUCUGGAAAGACAAUGGGAGCAGGGAAGUCAAUUUCUGAUGGAACAAGCUCAACAUUUUGACAUUGCAUCCCUGCUUUCCUGCCUACAUCAAUUGAGAGCUGAGAACCUUAGGCUAGAGGAACAUGUAAAUAAUCUCCUGCAAAGGAGAGACCAUUUAUUGGCUGUGAAUGCUAGACUCGCUAUUCCGUUGACAUCUCAACCUAGUUCACACCCAGUGAAUAAUAUACAUCCAGCAGUGAAUCCGGCUCAUCCUAGUGUUUCGCACUCAGAAGUGCCGCCCGGCGCUCCGGCGCCAGGACCUAGGGUGAGCCGCGAACGAGUGAAUAACACGUACAUGCCCCAUUCGAGUUCCAGUAGUCACUCAACGACAUUAGAAAACGGUUUACCGCCGGAUCCUUCCCCGCCCGCGGCCGCUUCUCUCGCCCAGUAUCACCGAGGAUCGUUGGUCGCUCCUCAACCAAGUCCUACAAUAAGGCACAGUCCAGCUGGAGCCGGAUACCUUCAGGGUCAACCGAGCAACAUAGUAUCACCGGCGCCGGCGAAUACCUCCGGCGUAGUACGGAAUUCGUCCGUCACACCAGAUCCACUUCGUGGAGUACCGAGGUCGGCGUCGCAGCCGUCGAGCAAUUACAUACCGUCAAUGUAUCAGCCUACCAUGUCCAGCCUCACCAGCAAUCAAGUGAGCGGUGUUCAUAAUCUUCACUCGCACGGACCCUCACCGACUAGCCACGGGCCGCCGGGCAAGCCCAGCUGAAGGUAGAUACAAGCUCGACGUGGUAGUUACGAAUCUUAAUGAUUAAAACAAGAUUCAUAUACGUUAUUCACAACAUCAAUGGAUCCAAUCUCACCGCAAGAGAGACCUAACUGUGCUUCUUCGACGAGAUAUACAUUUUUCUACGCCACGUUUAUCGGCAAUUGUUUUCUUAUCUAAUAAGAAAUGUCACUUUAGUGAUGUCGAUUGCAGUUUACAAAAUAUAUAUCUCAAUUUGUAUCUUUUCACAAAGUAUCUUAAAGUUGUUACAUACACAUAUGUAUUAAUCAUAUAAACACUGUACAAAUUUAAGUAUUUGGCACGUAUAUGAUAGAGCGUUUUUAUCGUGGAUCUCUGAUUAAAAUGCAGUGUUCGUGUACGCAUCAAAUCGAGCAUUUACCAUAGUUCUUUUUGCUAUCUUUCUAUUUUUUUACCUUGUUGAACUUUUAUACGUACAUUAGCUAUAUGUACAUUGCAACUGUAAUAAUAUACUGAAGGCUCAAAUAGAAUACAUAAUCAAGCGUAAAGAUUUACAAUUCAAAAAACAGUUACGAAGAAGCAGUUAGGAAGACUUGUCUCUAAUAAUAAAAACAUUUUGUCAUGAAACAAAUUAUAAAAUUUUAUUAAUUUAUUAAAAUGUUCAAUUAAAAUUGUUAAUGUAAUAAUUUGGAUUUUUUUAAUUGCAAAAAUUAGGCAUAUUUUUUUGAGACAUACUCUUUAUCUCUUCUUGUAGGCAUCAUCAUCAUUGAACAGCAAAUCCACAGAUGUACAAAUCUUAGAUUGUAAGUUAAUCUAUCGCGUUAAAUAGCAAUAAUACAGUAGGUGUACAUCCUAACGACGCGUAUUUCUGGUGGUGCGACAAAAAGAUACACGAAAUUUCGUGAGAAAGGAAAGAGAAGAAAAGUGAAGAACACUGGAGAUUGCGCGCGCGAGAGGAGAGAACACUGGUUACAUUGAUUUCGAUGAGUUUGUCGUGCAAGCAACGAUUCCUGUGGUGUAUCCAGAUGUUUUAUGAGAGUUGUAAAGCCACAAUUGUAAAGCCAACUGCUUUCCUUUCUUUACCGUACCACCAUUGAAAUAAUACCGCAACGUGUGUACUAUACGACAAUGAUGAUAUUGAGUGCAACCUAUUUCAAAGCUAAUUUAAUUGUAUAUUCUAAUCUUAUACACACACGUAAAAAAGGAGAAUGGGGAGUACCCAGAUAUGUACAAGACGAGCACUGCCUUUCGCCAACAAGAGCUGUGAAGUAGGUUGAUCGCAAUUCGACAUUUUCUAGCGAACGCAUGAUCGUUUCGUGAAAUAUCAUCUGCCGUCCCUUCACCCCAUUCCCCCUUUCCAUUCAGCUUCCUUUUUCAAACUUAUAGAUUUUAUCGAUUCUUUAUCAUCAUUAUGCAUAAAUUCAAAGAAUGCGUACAGGAGAUAUUGUGCCAUCGUUUGAUCUAUGAAAUUAGAAACAUAAUAUAUAAUUUCACUAUCAUUAUAUUGUCGAUUAUUUGACUAUUUUAAUAAUUACAAUGGCUCCGUGGUCGAUAAUAUUGUUUGUAUUUCAAGAACUUACAGGAAAUAGACCUGUAAUUGCAUAUAUUUAAUACAAUUUGUGUUUAUCAAAGUUUAAUAUUGGAGAAAAAUAAAUUAAACUAUUUAUUGAUAUAAUUUCUCUUCAAUUUACGGAUGAAUUAAAUUCUCCAUUAAUCAUUUAAUUCAAUUUAUUUAACUCAUUAGAAUUUAAGAUUAUGCUAAAUCCAAGGACCUAAAACUAUAUUAACUGGAAUGCUAGUAUAGGUGAAUUAUCAUCCAAGUACUAAUUCAAGUUUAGCACAGUUUUUGUUAUUAAAUGUUGAUAACUUGAAAUAACAUUUAAGAGGGGAAGGUCAUGUAAUCGAAUGAAAAAAGCUGAUUUUCAUAAAUUUUUUUGCUGUACAAAACUUUUAAUAAACUGUCCAUAACUUUUUUCAUAUAUUUCUUAUAAUUCGUAAAUGUAGAAAAGAAUUUUUUAAACCAAGUUAGUUUAAAUAUGGCGGCGUAAUGACGCUCGCUCUCCAAGUCCUUGUUUUUGAGAGGGUCAAAUGGCGUGCAAUGUAGUAUUUUUUUAUCUCAUGUUGAAAUAAAAAAAAUCAAACAAAUUAGUUUUUUGAUAAAAUUACACACUGAAAGUACCUAAAUCCGAUAGUAAAAAGUACUAAAAUAAAAAUUCUACGCAGUUUUGAAAAAAAUGUUGAAUUUUUGCAAAAAAUUUUCAUUUUUAUCAUAUGAAAAAAAUAAUGUGAAUAGUUAUUCUUGCAAGUUUUACAGGUACUUUCGGUGGAGAAUUUAGUGAAAAAUAAGUAUGCACCGUCUCAGCUAUAUUGAUCGAAUAUUUUUUGAGUUAUAUUGCCGUUUUAAAAGACGUUUCGAAAACGUCUUUUAAAACGGCAUUUAAAGUUUGAACCGCACAUGACUAUUGGAUGUGCACGUAUGAACUUGUCUAUAGGAUCAUUAAUGUGUCGAUCUUCAAUACGAGGACUUGAAAUUUGAAUUUUUGAAAUGUUUUAGUAUAUAUGCAAUUUAAAAAAAAAAUUGAUUUUUACAUGACCUUUCUCUCUUAAUAAGAUUUUUUUACAAUAAAAAAUAGUGCUCAAUUAUUUUACUUUGCAAUUUAUAAAGUAGAUAUAAAAAAAUAUAAAAGAAUUCUUAAUUAUGUGAGCGUUAAUAUAAGAAAAAAAUUAGUAACAUUCCAGGAUUAAGUCGAAAAUGAAAUAAAGUUUGACCAAAGCCUUAUUAGGCCUGAUACACAAUACUGAGCUGGAAAUGACAAUCUAGUGGGCGUCACUGAGAAACUCUUUAUAAGUACAGUUAAUAAUAUUGUCAGUAUCAACAGAUACUGACAAUAUUAUUAAUUGUAUGUGAUUAAUAUUGAUGGACUGAUAUAAAAUAUUGACUAGAUUUUUUUAUUCUCAAAUAUCAAUAUCGCUGUAUGAUAGAGUUAUUGACAACGAUAAUGAUUGUGAUGAUGUAUAAUAAAGACGCGUCAGUAUUUCUGUAUAGUUCCACGAUCUAUUAGUUUGAGGACUUAUACAAUCUCACUACUUAACUUAUUCAAUUAUUAUUUAACAAAUUAAAUAAAUUGAACUAAAUAAUAAAUCAAUUCUGUACAUUAGGGAUGCAAUGGGCGAUUUGCAACAUCUAACUUUAAUAUUUAAAAAAUUUAAAAAUAAACUGAAUUAUUAGCACCAAUUUGUUUUAACGUGUACAUAAAGUAGAACAAUAUAUAUAUAUAUAUCACAUAUUUUAUAAAUAUAUGUUUUAUUACAUAUAUAAAUAAAUAUUUUUAAAGUUCUACAUUUAGCUACUACGAUUCGCGGUAUAACUUCAAUUUUCACAUUUGGUGCGCCAAAAAAUCUGUUACGUUUUUCAUGCUGCAUCAAUUUAUGAAACAGGAUCAACCACGAGAGUAAUUGUAAUUAUUUUAUGGAUUAUUAUAUAUUUAUAGCCGUUUACAGUUUUUUUUACUUUCUCGUGAUCAGAUUUUGUAGUAAUUAUCUUAUAGUCACGGAAUUGUGGUUAUAAUGUUAUUCGAGGGCAUAAUGAAAAAUUAUAAACAAGACCGAACCACGGCACAAAUCUUAACAAUGCAAAUAUUUAAAAACUUGUGAAUAUUUGUGCGAUACAUAUUAUAUAUGUAUAUGUGUAUGUAUUGAGAUCGCGACACACGCGAGUAAUCCUGUAAGAUAUGAAACGCACGAUCGUAUAAAGUCAGAGCUACGUUGCUUAAUGAUGUAAUAUGCGUACAUGUCGAAAUUGAAAUUCGUUUUGCUGCGUUUCCUGCGGAGAUAACCUUCGAUUUUCCGUUUGCACUAUCAUUGUCUAUUGAUUUCCGAGAGCGUGCGACGCCAUUGUGCAAAUCGCAAAAUCAAAAGUGCUAGAUAGUAGAACAUUUUUAGGAGAUAAGACUUGAUAAGGAAAAAAUGUAAGGUAUUCCGCUCAAAGGCUACGGUAUAUAUAGUAAAAUGUAGCUCGUUUAUAAGUCGGCAUUGAGAUUUGUAUGUGAAAGCGCAAACAAAUCACACAGAAACGGCACGCAAUGUAAAACGACAGUUGUAAAGGGAGAGGGAAGAAAAAAGGAUCGAAAAAGUGUUCGCUGCGAUCGGCCUGAAUACAUAAUUCACGGAUAGUAUCUCGUCGUGUCGUUGAAAUUGCGGGGAACGGAGAAAGAGGGAGAUGACAUAGUAUUCAUAAACGUCAAAAAGAAAGAAAAAGGGAAAAAAUGAAGGGGGUCCACUCGCAGGAUGAUAUGUCCCAUGCUGUCGCUUUAUUUUUGCACCACGGUUACGAGCAUAAUACGAGAUUUCUCAGCCUCGCAAAACAUUAGUUAAACGAUGGACUAUAUAAAUAUGACAUACGUACAUAUGUUCGAAUUCAUCGUACAAAAUUGAAAUUUUCCCGAAACCACCUAUCAAGCGAUUACGAUAUAUUGUUUGUCGAGCGGCACAGAAGUGGUAGGAAUCGACUGAUUACAUUCUACCGUAUUGUGUUCUUUGUCGUGAUCCGACAAUGUGUUCUCCAAAUCGAUAUAUCAAUUUUCCUCCCACAUUUUUUUUUUAUUUUUUUUUAUUUACAAGACACUAGAUGUAACACAUAAUUACGUAAAAGUAUUAGCUCGCAUCGACUCGAACACGUUUAGGGGUGGUUAAGGGACGAUAGGAUAUAAAAUAAGAGAAUAUCAAUUGUACUGUCGACUAAAAUUUGUAAGUCCGAUUAGCAAUUAGAGAGAUGGGAUUUUUAAACGAAAGAAAAAGCUCUAAUUAGGAACUCUAGAUUUAUAAAUUGUAUGAUAAAAGUAAUAUUGUAUAUUCGACGAGAAAGAGAGAGCGAGGUGUGCGGGAGGAGGGAAGGGGAGUAGACAUGAAAACACCAAACCUACAGAAUAGCUUAUCACCACUCAGGGAGAAUCAGUUUAACUAUGCAAAAUUCUGCCGAGUUUUCCUUGUGGGCGUCGAUUGUGCGCGCGAGUACGUAAUAACAGUUGUCGAAUUGUCGUGCAUUCUCGAGAACCACAUUUUGAUUACCGUAUGGUUUUUUAAUGAAGUACUAUUACACAAUAAUUCAUUUUGAAAAAUGUUUAAUCUUAAUUAUACUAUUAAUUAUAACUAUAUUACAAUGUCUUGUUUCCGUCUCUGUUUCUUAAAAUACUUAAAAAGGCUUUACUUUUAAGCGGUAUUUAGAUUUAUAAUAUUAUAACGUUUAAAACUGAAAUCUUUGAAACACCCUUAAGAGAACAUUAUAUUAUCGUUUCGUGGACUAAAAAUAAGAUUAUUUUUAUGAAUUUUUUUUAUUAAAAAUACUAUGCAAGCGAUUAAUAUAAAACUUUAUAUAAUGUUUUAUUAAUAUAUUUAGUAAUUUCUGCGAGUGCAAAUAAUAAAAAUUGUAAUAAUUAUAAUAACAAUGUGCAUGCGACGUGUUCGAGCGCAUAUGGUUUUGUGGUUUUCAUAAAAUCUCGACACUCGUGAUCUGAAAUAAAAAAUCAAGUAGAUGUUCAAUUAUAUCUUUGAAACUAGAAUUAUGAAAAACAUUUUUUUCCAAUAAUUUUAACGCAUAUAAAAAUCGCCAAAAAAAUUAAAUUUAACAUUAAAAGAAAUAAGAAAAACAUUAACAUUUUAAUUUUAAUGGUUCUAACUAGAAAGAAAUGUAUUUGAAAUGUGUAGUUACAGACACUGAUUAGUGUUCAUUGAUUUUGUCUGAAAUUGUGGGAACCAAUUUAAAAAACAUGAUUUUAGUUUUGAAUACAACUUGAUUAUAUGUUUCUGUACUUACGUAAAGUUUAGUUUAAUUAUCGAUUCCAGGCCUAUACAUAUAGCGUGCCUUCUACAAUCUAGAAAAAUUUGUUUUUAUCCUCUCUUCUCUAGCAGCUGCUUCCUGAACGUCUUCACUUAAUUCGGCGAUUUACAUGAUACUGUCGUUAUCUACCUCGAAACUCAUAUUGUUUGCAUUGCGAUGUCCGAGGCAUAUAAUGCCCAAGGCAUAUAUAAAUCUACAAAAUAAAUUAAAGCUUUCUCCCGAGACACCUAAUAAUCGCAUUGCCAUCACUAUUUGACGAUUUGUUUCGAAUUUGAAUUUAGGACACAACAUUACAAUUUUUAUACCGCAAUCUUCAAGUCCACGAUUUCCAGUUCCACCAAAAACUGCACAUCUUUCUUUUCACUCCCGUCAGAUUUCUAUCUGCGAGAUUAUUACUGAAAAACGGGUAUAAAAUUGAUAAGGCGAUAGUCACGAAUAGUGUGGAUGAUAAAUCUAUAUUCGUGUGCAACUUUCUUACUGACGUGCUAACAAAAUCAGUUUCAAUCUCUAAGGUUCCCACAAAAUUUUCUCUUCCACUGGCGAUUUAUACGAUUACAUCUUAAUCUUUUCAAUCCCUUUUUUACUCAGUACGUUUGUACAAGUUGAGAUUUGAAUGAACACUAAACAUAAAAUAUCAUUGUAUUGAAACUUUGGGAGACCCGGUGUGUGUGAAUGCUCCGAUUUUGACCUACGAGCCGUUUCGAAUAAAAGGCUGUAACUUUUGUAAUUUUCUGGAUUUUCGAUGAAAUUUAACGAUAGAUUUUUGAAAAGUACGUGUACUUUCAUAUAUAAAAUGCAAAAACUUGAUCUUUUUACACUUGAAAUAAUGACCUCUUAAAGGUUUUAAAUCUAAAACGUUUAAAAUUAAAAUAUUUUUCAUCAUUGAAAAAAUGGAGACAGAAAUAAAGUGUUUAAUAGUUUAAAAAUCUUAAAAUUAAACAAACUUAUUUUUUUAGUGUUGUGUGUGUUCAAUGCAAAGAAUUAUUUCUUUUAAUUUUUGUCACCGUUUUUUCGUCAUUGUAUUUCUAUUUGAAUUUUUAUCAUAUCUACGUGAAUUGAAAGUUCUGCUUGACGAAUGUCUCGGGAAGAUUCCCGCGAGUUUGUAUUUCGCACGACAAUCAAGUCAUGGUGUUGUUGAAAUUUAGAGAAUGCAUCUCUCAAGAAUGCACGAUGAGAGGUAUCGAACUUCAAACGAAUGCGUAUUGCUCGUACUGAUUUGGUGAAUUUCAUGAUUGACGACCUUGUCGAAAGUUCGCUAGGAUUUCCAAAAAAAGAAAUUAGAAAAAGAUUUAAAAAAAGAGUAAAAUGCGUGAUUUUGCGACCCGACAUCGCGUUUGUACUACUGAAGAGUAUUUUAUGCAUUAUCAAUAUAGUUGAUUGUAUCGUUAGGGAAAUAUAUUAUACGUACGGUACGUGCGCGAGGGGCACACAAUUACAGGAAAUAAAAAAACUGCGGGGAAUAGCAGUUGUGUACGAUAUCCUAGCAGAGAGGGGCGGAGGAAAAGAAAGGGGGGACAAAAAAAAGAAAAAAAAAGAAUUGAAGUCACAGAGCAGUACGAUGAUAUUUUUUCACAGCUGAUCAGUGCCAAAUUUUUUCAAUCGAAUCAUUAAAACUUCUCGAUUCCUUAGGCGGCUUUCGUGUCGAGGCGUACAUGUAGAACGUAGGAGAGAACCCGGCGAUCGCGAGAGAUGAAAGGAAUAAAAAAAAAAAAAAAAUUAUUUGCACAUCUAUUUAGUCAUUGACACGGAUAGGAGUCGAUCGUCAUCGUCAUCGCAUCGUGUUUGUGCAUGCAUGUGUGUAUGUGUGUGUGUGUAUGUAUAUAUGUGAGUCAGUGAGUUUUCUUUCCAUUCGAGACUGCGAGCGUCGAUCUUUUUUUUUCUCUCUUUUUUUUUUAUUUUUCUGUUAAUUACACCUAUCGUGUCGCGUCAUUUCUGCCAGGUGGUGCAAGGAAGGAAGGGGGAAGAGAGUGGGACAGCGAGGAGUCGAUCGGUUGUUUCUACGCUUCUGUGUUCAAUCUCCAACUGCCAGAGAUAUAAAACAAAACAAUUGUGUUCCUAAUCAUCCGAAAAUCGGACCCUCGCGUCCGCGGGCGUUAAAUUAAUUAAGUAAUUUUUUUGUUUUUUUUUUUGUAUGUCCAAAGCCUUUUUUGACGGCGCGCGGAAAAGACGAGGAAAUCCAACAUUGACGAUACAACGGCGUAGCAAUUUGUGCGCGUAGACUUUACUUUCGUAGAUAAGAUCUUACCUAAGAGCGAUGCGUUAAAUCUUAUGUAAUGGACACUUUUACCAAAUAAAUUGUCACUUUCCGAGUA